CCGCUAUCAGCUGACCGCCCCAGAGUCACGUGACAAACCAGGAAGUUCCUGUUCAGCUCCACAAACACAACAAAAACAGAACUCUGCUCCUUUUAGAGAUUACUCCUGUUACUCAUCAUGACGAAACAACCUUAAAACCAUGACUCGGUGUGUGGAUCUCCUGGUUUGUGUUAUUCUGUGUUUGUUUGGAGGAGGUUUAUCCUUUAAAGAGGAACUGAGUCUGAGUCUGAGUCUGAGUCUGAGUCUGGACGGUAAAUGGAGUCUGUCUAACUCCAAUGGGUCACUGUCUCUGCCUGCAGAGGUUCCUGGAUGUGUUCACACAGCUCUACAGCAGCAGGGCUUCAUCCAGGAUCCAUAUUUCAGGUUCAAUGAUCUGUCUUAUCGGUGGAUCGCCUUCGAGAACUGGACGUACACAACAACCUUUACAGUCCCUAAAGAGCUGAGGUCCAAACAGAAGCUUCAGCUCGUCUUCGAAGGAGUCGACACUGUAGCAUCAGUUUCUCUGAAUGGAGUCAUCGUUGGGAGGACUGACAACAUGUUUCGUAGAUAUGAUUUCCCAGUGAGAGAGCAGCUGACUGACGGGGAUAACGCCCUGAGAGUCAGCCUGUUGUCUCCGGUUGUUUACGCGUCUGAGCGGAGGGAAGCUCACUCUGCGUACAGAGUUCCUCCUGAGUGUCCUCCAGACGUGCAGAAAGGAGAGUGUCACGUCAACUUCAUCAGAAAAGAGCAGAGUUCCUUCAGCUGGGACUGGGGCCCGUCGUUCCCCACGAUGGGACUGUGGAAAGAAGUCAGACUGGAGGCGUUUGACAUCCUGCAGCUCAUCCAGGUUUCAUCUGUUCCUCUUUACAACUCCAGCCUCUCUCAGUGGAGACUCCAGGUCGAGCUUCUAGUCGAUGUGGUUCAGACCAUCAACGGUCAAAUCACGCUCUCCUUACCUGAGCUGGACUCAGAGGAGACCUUCAACACUCAGUUUGUACCAGGAAGGACCAAGAACAGCUUCACCGUGUUCAUCAGCAAGAGCAGCGACGUGAAGCUGUGGUGGCCCAAUGGACACGGUGACCGACCCUUUUACCGUCUCAACGUCAGAGGCUUCCAGGACGGAUUUCUGAUCCUGAACACAGAAACGAAGGUGUACUUUCGAACAGUUGAACUUGUCCAGGAGCCAAUCGUUGGGUCUCCCGGCUUGAGCUUUUAUUUCCGCAUCAAUGGGAAACCAAUUUUCCUCAAAGGCUCCAACUGGAUCCCGGCCCACUCCUUCCAGGACCGCGUCACCCCUGCUGUCUUAAGGAACUUGUUGCAGUCAGCUGUUGAUGCGAACAUGAACGCUCUCCGAGUCUGGGGAGGAGGAGUCUACGAGCAGGACCUCUUCUACAGCAUCUGUGACGAGAUGGGACUCAUGGUUUGGCAGGACUUCAUGUUUGCCUGCGCCAUGUAUCCCACCGAGGACGACUUCAUACAGACUGUGAGAGAGGAGGUCGUCCAGCAGGUACAACGUCUGAAGUCUCACCCCUCCGUUAUAAUCUGGAGCGGGAACAAUGAAAACGAAGCGGCUCUGGCGACAGACUGGUUCAGCAUCCCAGCAGCACAGAGGCCCCUGUACCUGAAGGACUACGUGACCCUGUACGUGAACAACAUCAGAGAAAUAGUUCAAGAGGAGGAUCAGAGUCGUCCGUUCCUCGUCUCCAGUCCAACAAACGGGGCUGAGUCGGAGCAGGAGGGAUGGGUGGCGUCAGAUCCGUAUGACCUCCACUACGGGGACACCCACUUCUACAGCUACACUCUGGACUGCUGGGACUGGACCACCUUCCCUCGGACACGUUUGGCCUCCGAGUACGGCUUCCAGUCCUGGCCGUCCUUCUCCACCCUGGAGCCUGUGUCCGUUAAAGAAGACUGGAGCUACAGCAGUAAUUUCUCCUCCCAUCGUCAGCAUCACGGGGACGGGAACCAGGAGAUGUUGCUGCAGGCUGAGAUACACUUUGACCUGCCAAACUCCACAGAUCCUCUGAAGAGAUUCACAGACACUCUCUACAUCACUCAGGUCAUGCAGGCUCAGUGUGUGAAAGCUCAGACCGAGUUUUAUCGCAGAAGUCGGAGUGAGAUCAUCGAGGGCAAAGGUCACACGAUGGGCGCCCUCUACUGGCAGCUGAAUGACAUUUGGCAGGCGCCGUCCUGGUCGUCACUCGAGUUUGGUGGAAAGUGGAAGAUGCUGCAUUAUUUUGCACAGAGCUUCUUCUCCUCCGUUCUGCCUGUGGGGUUCGAGGACGACGACACGCUGCUCAUCUACGCCGUCUCAGACCUGAGUGAGGACCUGAAGCUCCGUGCUGUGGUUUCAGUGUAUUCAUGGUCAGACCUGGAUCCAGUCUGCACUCUGAAGUCAGACCCGCUCCUCGUCCCUGGAGGCUCCGCUGUGGUUCUUUACAAACAGCCUGUCGCCGCCCUGCUGGGUGGAUGUGGACGCUGCACUCGCCUCACCUGCCUGCUCACCUUUCACCUGGAGGACAGCAGCGGGCAGCGGGGUCCAACAAACCACCACUUUCUGUCCUCACCCAAAGACGCUCAGGGACUCCAGAGACCAAACAUCACAGCGAAGGUCCAGGAAGAUGAGACGGGAUACUCUGUGACCCUCCACUCUACCUCUGUGGCUGCUUUCGUCUGGCUGGAUGUGGGGAACAUCCCCGGACGCUUCAGCUCUAACGGCUUCCUCAUGGUGACCAGAAACAGGACGGUCAGUUUCACAGCGUGGCGCUCCACCAGCGUCACCGAGCUCUCUGGAUCCCUCAGCAUCACGUCUUUAAGAGACGUUUACUGACCUGAGACCACCUGGACUUAAGUACAGUGUCCUGGUUCCACUGUAUGUACUGCUGCUGCUUUGAAGGAGAGAUUAAUAUUUUAGCUGCUGAGUUCUGACGUGGAUAUUUUCCAAACAGGUUUUAUUGCCAAACAAAGGAGAAAGUUUCCAAGAAACGCUCAGAGCAGAAAAGCUUCAGACAACAGUUAGACCAUUGUAGGAAAUUAAAGCUCUCCACAGAGUGACCCGCUGUUCUCCUUCAGUAGAGGGAACACUCUGAGACACAGCAGGCCUUUACUCAGAGCUUCUCUGAGAAGUUUAAGGCUGGUUAUGAAACAGUCUGAAAUGAAUGCUGAUACCUCGACAUGAGCUUUUGAAGAAAACACAAUCUUUAGCAAUAAGAUUGAUCAUUUCUGUGCAGUAAUUAUCCUCAGGGAGUUAUUUAUUUGA
Notolabrus celidotus (New Zealand spotty) is the source of this 3238-nucleotide messenger RNA. RefSeq names its product mannosidase, beta A, lysosomal (gene manba). The transcript has 17 exons. Gene Ontology annotation, molecular function: beta-mannosidase activity. NCBI's taxonomy places the organism in Eukaryota, Metazoa, Chordata, Actinopteri, Labriformes, Labridae. The record is from RefSeq and is a predicted model, not a curated record. Bases 140 to 2809 code for a protein of 889 amino acids. Gene Ontology annotation, biological process: glycoprotein catabolic process; carbohydrate metabolic process.